Molecule: messenger RNA, 2024 nt
Organism: Myodes glareolus (Bank vole)
Lineage: Eukaryota; Metazoa; Chordata; Mammalia; Rodentia; Cricetidae
Gene: Th
Product: tyrosine hydroxylase
Biological process (GO): response to ethanol; dopamine biosynthetic process from tyrosine; heart development
Cellular component (GO): perikaryon; axon; cytoplasm
Molecular function (GO): iron ion binding; tyrosine 3-monooxygenase activity
Source: RefSeq, a predicted model, not a curated record
UAUGUCGUGCCUCGGGCUGAGGGUGAUUCAGAGGCAGGUGCCUGUGACAGUGGAUGCAAUUAGAUCUAAUGGGACGGAGGCCUUUCUUGUAGCCCUCGCUCCGUGCCCACCCCCGCCUCCCUCAGGCGCAGCAGGCGGGGAGAGGAUGUGCAGGAGGUAGGAGGUGGGGGACCCAGAGGGGCUUUGACGUCAGCCUGGCCUUUAAGAGGCCGUCCGCUCAGCGAGGGCUGUGAAGACAGAGCCCGGGACCACCAAGCUGCACUAUGCCCACCCCCAGCGCCUCCUCACCACAGCCCAAGGGCUUCAGAAGAGCCGUCUCAGAGCAGGAUGCCAAGCAGGUCGAGGCCAUCAUGUCCCCAAGGUUCAUCGGGCGGCGGCAGAGUCUCAUCGAGGAUGCUCGGAAGGAGAGGGAGGCGGCGGCCGCAGCAGCAGCAGCAGCAGCAGCAGCAGCAGUAGCCUCCUCAGAACCCGGGAACCCCCUGGAAUCUGUGGUAUUUGAGGAGCAGGAUGGGAUGGCUGUUCUCAACCUGCUCUUCUCCCUGAAGGGUACAAAACCCUCUUCACUGUCCCGGGCUGUCAAAGUAUUUGAGACAUUUGAAGCCAAAAUCCACCACUUAGAGACCCGGCCUGCCCAGAGGCCCCUGGCCGGAAGUCCCCACCUGGAGUACUUCGUGCGCUUUGAGGUGCCCAGCGGAGACCUGGCUGCCCUCCUCAGCUCUGUACGGCGGGUGUCUGAUGAUGUGCGGAGUGCCAGGGAGGACAAGGUCCCCUGGUUCCCAAGGAAAGUGUCAGAACUGGACAAGUGCCACCACCUGGUCACCAAAUUUGACCCUGACCUGGACCUGGACCAUCCGGGCUUCUCUGAUCAAGUGUACCGCCAGCGCCGGAAGCUGAUCGCAGAGAUUGCCUUCCAGUACAAGCAGGGUGAACCAAUUCCCCAUGUGGAGUACACUGCGGAGGAAAUCGCUACCUGGAAGGAGGUCUAUGCUACACUGAAGGGUCUCUAUGCUACCCACGCCUGCCGGGAGCAUCUGGAGGCGUUCCAGCUUCUGGAACGGUACUGCGGCUACCGAGAGGACAGCAUCCCGCAGCUGGAGGACGUGUCCCGCUUCUUGAAGGAGCGGACCGGUUUCCAGCUGCGACCUGUGGCCGGUCUACUGUCUGCCCGCGAUUUUCUGGCCAGCCUGGCCUUCCGUGUGUUUCAAUGCACACAGUACAUCCGCCACGCCUCCUCACCCAUGCACUCACCUGAGCCGGACUGCUGCCACGAGCUGUUGGGACAUGUACCAAUGUUGGCUGAUCGCACAUUUGCCCAGUUUUCCCAGGACAUUGGACUUGCAUCUCUGGGGGCCUCGGAUGAAGAAAUUGAGAAACUCUCUACGGUGUACUGGUUCACUGUGGAGUUUGGGCUGUGCAAACAGAACGGGGAGCUGAAGGCUUAUGGUGCCGGAUUGUUGUCCUCCUAUGGAGAGCUCCUGCACUCCCUGUCAGAGGAGCCCGAGGUCCGGGCCUUCGACCCAGAUGCAGCGGCUGUGCAGCCCUACCAAGACCAGACCUACCAGCCGGUGUACUUUGUGUCCGAGAGCUUCAGUGAUGCCAAGGACAAGCUCAGGAACUAUGCCUCCCGUAUCCAGCGCCCAUUCUCUGUGAAGUUUGACCCAUACACACUGGCCAUUGAUGUUCUGGACAAUCCCCACACCAUCCGGCGCUCCUUGGAGGGGGUCCAGGAUGAGCUGCACACCCUGACCCAUGCACUGAGUGUCAUUAGCUAAAGGCACAGGGUACCACCCACAGGUACCAAGGGUUUCCCCCCCGCAAAGUCUCCAGCCCCUUCUUCAACCUUCCCCAGCCCAGAGACUUUCCCUUGUGUGCAGCUGGGUCAUGGGUACCCCUAGAAUCUGCUUGUGCCCUUUGAUGCCCCCCCCCCCCACGGAACCUCACUGCUUCUCAGUCCUGUGUCUUACUACUGCAUGCACUCCAGGGUGAUCCUGCUCUGUCCCCUGCCCUCCAUGCUGUACACCACC